Castor canadensis (American beaver) is the source of this 2713-nucleotide messenger RNA. RefSeq names its product forkhead box J1 (gene Foxj1). Gene Ontology annotation, molecular function: RNA polymerase II cis-regulatory region sequence-specific DNA binding; DNA-binding transcription factor activity, RNA polymerase II-specific. Gene Ontology annotation, cellular component: nucleus. Lineage: Eukaryota; Metazoa; Chordata; Mammalia; Rodentia; Castoridae. Gene Ontology annotation, biological process: regulation of transcription by RNA polymerase II. The record is from RefSeq and is a predicted model, not a curated record.
GCCCGCGGUCUCCUUGGCGACGUGCGGGCCAAUGGCAGCAGCGGAAGCUGUUUAUGGGGGCGGGGCGUCGCCAUGGCAGCAGGCGAAGCCUUCUGAGCGGCUACUUAAUGCCGGUCCCCAGGCCGAGGGCACUCAGAGAAGCGCCGUCGGGCGGGGGGGGCGACGAGGGGCGCUGGCGUGGCCCUCGAGCUGAGGGCAGAGAACCGCGGGGAGUGGAAGGAACUUCUUCCAGAACUUUCUUCUGGCCCGGCUGCGCUCUGUGCCAGGCCGCGCAUUCGUAUUCGGAGGAGGCGACCCCCGGGUCGCGGAAUGGAAGUGCGAGUCGGGGAGGCUGUGUAACUGGAGCCGCGGGAGCCAGCGGGCGGAGAGCGUGGCGGGCCACCCGGCUCCGGCCGUGGAUGUUGACCGCCCCCUCGGAGAGUCCCCGCAGACAUGGCGGAGAGCUGGCUGCGCCUCUCGGGAGCAGGGUCGGCGGAGGAGGCUGGUGCGGAUCGCAGCCUGGAGGAGCCCGACGCCCUGGAUGACAGCCUGACCAGCCUGCAGUGGCUGCAGGAAUUCUCCAUCCUCAACGCCAAGGCUCCCACCCUGCCCCCGGGGGGCACCGACCCCCACGGCUACCACCAGGUGCCAGGCUCGGUGGCGCCCGGGUCCCCCUUGGCGGCAGACCCCGCCUGCCUGGGGCAGCCGCACACACCUGGCAAACCCACAUCGUCGUGCACGUCGCGGAGCGCGCCCCCGGGGCUGCAGGCCCCGCCCCCCGACGACGUGGACUACGCCACCAACCCGCACGUAAAGCCGCCUUACUCGUAUGCCACUCUCAUUUGCAUGGCCAUGCAGGCCAGCAAGGCCACCAAGAUCACCCUGUCGGCCAUCUACAAGUGGAUCACGGACAACUUCUGCUACUUCCGCCAUGCUGAUCCCACCUGGCAGAAUUCCAUCCGCCACAACCUGUCCUUGAACAAGUGCUUCAUCAAAGUGCCUCGGGAGAAGGAUGAACCAGGCAAGGGGGGCUUCUGGCGCAUCGACCCCCAGUACGCUGAGCGGCUGCUGAGCGGGGCCUUCAAGAAGCGGCGGCUGCCCCCGGUCCACAUCCACCCUGCCUUUGCCCGCCAGGCCGCACAGGAGCCCAGCACUGCCCCCUGGGCCCGGCCACUGACGGUGAACACCGAGGCCCAGCAGCUGCUGAAAGAGUUUGAGGAGGCCACAGGGGAGGCGGGCUGGGGGGCAGGCGAGGGCAGGCUCGGGCAUAAGCGCAAACAGCCCUUGCCCAAGCGGGUGGCCAAGGUCCUACGGCCCUCCAGCACCCUGCUGCUGACCCAGGAGGAGCAGGGUGAGCUGGAACCCCUCAAAGGCAACUUUGACUGGGAGGCCAUCUUCGAGGCUGGCACUCUGGGCGGGGAGCUGAGCACACUGGAGGCCCUGGAGCUAAGUCCACCGCUGAGCCCUGCCUCACAUGGCGAUGUGGACCUCACGGUCCACGGCCACCACAUCGACUGCCCUGCUACCUGGGGUCCUCCAGUGGAGCAGGCUGCUGACAGCCUGGACUUCGACGAGACCUUCCUGGCCACAUCCUUCCUACAGCAUCCAUGGGAGGAGAGUGGUAGUGGCUGCCUGCCCCCAGAGCCCCUCUUUGAGGCUGGGGAUGCCACUCUGGCCGCUGACCUGCAGGACUGGGCCAGUGUGGGUGCCUUCUUGUAAGAGGCCAGACCCUGCCCCACCUCCAGACAGUGCCCAACUCAGGGCCCAGACUGCCCCCCAACACAGGCCCAUGGAUACCCCACCUCCCAGGCAGGGGCUGGGCCAGGUCUCCUGAGGCUGGCUUCAUGAGACCACACUGCUGCCAGCCUGGGAUGUCCUCAGAUUCAAGCCCAGGAGGCUGAGAACUUGGGGUCCAGGACCAGAAUUGCUGCCUCCCCCAUCAGCCCCCACAUACACACAGUGUUUCAUUCACCCGCAUGUCUCCACCCCAGGAACAGGGUAAACGGCCCUGCACCUUGCGAGCUGAGGGCUGGAGGAGCCCAGCCGGGCUGGGGAGGAACAGAACAGGGCCCUCCCUAGAGCACCUUCGCUUUGCCACCUCACCCACUCCCUCCUGCUUCCCCAGGUCUCAAUCCAGAGAAAGUUCCCAAGUACAACAAAUGCUAAUUAGGUGACAGCAAAUUAACCCCCUAGAGGCCUCUCCUGGCAGAACCUCCCCUGGGGCCAGGGCUGCAGUAGUAGAGAGGAACGUGGCUGGUGAUGGACUGGGGGAGGGGAGCAGAGAGGAGGCAGAAAUGAGGUGGGGGCGCCAAGGGGGGCAGUAUGUUCUCUAGGGCUUCUGGGAUCUUCAACUGGCUGCAUCCCCAGGGGUGGGGCUGAGGAUGCAAAUCCCUUAUCUUUGACCCCGAUUUAAGAUUGGCAGGAAGUUGGGGGUUUUGGGGGGGGUUGGGCAGGGGUAGCCAAGCUGCAGGGAGGUGGGGGGGACCGACAGACUAAUGUAGUGAGUGUAGUGUAGCUGAGACUUAACUGGGAGGGACACCCAGCUUGCUGGAACCACCAGGACCAGGAAAGGGGCAGCCCCAUGCCCCUGCCUGCACUUGGGGGAUGGGGUCUCGCUCUACCCUGAUCCCUGAGGAUGCCACCUGUAUCCACCCUCCACAUGGGGCAACUUUAACGUUUUUCAUGAAAAGUUAUUUACAAUAAAAAAUUUUUAAAAAUAAAAUUUUGAAAAAUC